CCGAAGCCGGGGAGCCCUCUGCGUCAGCCGCUGCUCGCUGCGCCGCGCCGCGCCAGCACCCGCCGGGACUCACCCGCGGCUCCAUGCCUGUGCCCGGCUCCCUUCGUCCCCCUUCGGAGAAGAGGCAGCCCAUGAGGCUCCCAGUCCCUGCUGAGUGUCGCCCUGAAGGAUGUCCCAGCUGUCCUCCACCCUGAAACGCUACACAGAGUCCACCCGCUACACAGACGCACCUUACUCCAAGUCAGGCUAUGGCACCUACACUCCCUCGUCCUAUGGGACCAACCUGGCCGCCUCCUUCUUGGAAAGGGAGAAGCUUGGGCUCAAGUCAGGGCCCACCACCAGUUUCCUCACCCGACCCCGGACCUACGGUCCUACCUCCAUCUUGGACUAUGACCGGGGCCGCCCCCUGCUGAGAUCAGACAUCAUUGGGGGUGGUAGGCGGGCAGAGAGCCAGACUCGGAGCACUGAGCGGCCUUCGGGAAGCGGCCUCAGUGGGGGCAGUGGAUUCCCUUUUAGCGUGGCCAGCAGCGCCCCCAGCUACUUGCCCAUGAGUGCUCGUGAUCAAGGCCUGACUCAGAAGAAGGCAAACAGUCAGUGUGACUUGGCCCGGGACUUCUCCAGCCUGCGGACCUCAGACAGUGGCCGGAUGGAACCCAAUCACCUGGGCCGCAGCCCCUUCAUAGCCCGCACUCGCAAGGAGCUGUGUGCCCUGCAGAGCUUCUACCAGGCUGCCAGAUGCUCUGAUUAUCUAGCCGACUACUUGGAGAAUUAUGGCCGCAAGGGCAGUACUGCUCAGCUGCCCACUCAGACCUCUUCCACCCGUGUCCCCGAAGUUCUCAGCCCCACGUACCGACCCAGCAGCCGAUACUCUUUGUGGGAAAAGGGCAAGGGCCAGACCCCAGGGCCCAGCCGCGCCAGCUCCCCAGGGCGAGACACCAUGGAACCCCACUUCAGGACCUGUGCCCUCUCCAGUGGCCCACCAGUGUUCCCGGAAAUGCUCAGCCACCCCCCCAUGCACUACAGAUCUUACCCUCUCCUUUUCCACCCACCAUGCCAGUGUGCCCUGCAGACCCUGCCCCAUCCCGGAUUGGCUCCUGAGACCCCCCACCUUCCGGUGCUCCCUGUGAAUUCUAAGAGCACCCAGGGUCUGGCAGGUCUUCGCAACCUUGGGAACACGUGUUUCAUGAACUCCAUCCUGCAGUGCCUGAGCAACACCAGGGAACUCCGAGAUUACUGCCUGCAGCGGAUCUACACUCGGGACCUCAGCCACAGCAGCACCGGGCAUACUGCCCUGAUGGAAGAGUUUGCGAAAUUGAUCCAGGCCAUAUGGACGUCGUCCACGAACGACGUGGUGAACCCCUCGGAGUUCAAGACCCAGAUCCAAAGAUACGCUCCUCGCUUCAUGGGCUAUAAUCAGCAGGACGCGCAGGAAUUCCUCCGCUUCCUCCUCGAUGGACUCCACAAUGAGGUGAACCGGGUCACCGCCCGGCCCAAGGCUUCCCUGGAGAACUUGGAUCAUCUCCCGGAUGACGAGAAAGGGCGACAGAUGUGGAGGAGAUACCUGGAGAGGGAAGAUAGUCGGAUCGGGGAUCUCUUUGUGGGGCAGCUCAAGAGCUCCCUGACAUGUACAGACUGUGGCUACUGCUCGACCGUCUUUGAUCCUUUCUGGGAUCUCUCACUGCCUAUCGCUAAGCGGGGCUAUCCUGAGGUGACGCUGACAGACUGCAUGAGACUUUUCACCAAAGAGGACGUGCUCGACGGUGAUGAAAAGCCAAUGUGCUGUCGCUGCCGAGCCCGGAAACGCUGUAUCAAGAAGUUCUCCAUCCAGAGGUUCCCAAAGAUCUUGGUGCUCCAUCUGAAGCGUUUCUUCGAGUCCAGGAUACGAACCAGCAAGCUCACAACAUUUGUGAAUUUCCCACUAAGGGACCUGGACCUGAGGGAAUUUGCUGCAGAAAACACCAACCACGCUGUUUACAACCUGUACGCUGUGUCUAACCACUCGGGAACCACCAUGGGCGGCCACUAUACCGCCUACUGCCGGAGUCCAGCGUCAGGCGAGUGGCACCAGUUCAAUGACUCCAGUGUCACCCCCAUGUCCUCCAGCCAAGUGCGCACCAGCGACGCCUACUUGCUCUUCUACGAACUGGCCAGCCCGCCCUCCCGCAUGUAGCAGUGAGAGGCAGAGGUUCUGCGUCCCCAGUGGCGGCCCCC
Messenger RNA from Suncus etruscus (white-toothed pygmy shrew), 2211 nucleotides. RefSeq names its product ubiquitin specific peptidase 2 (gene USP2). Gene Ontology annotation, molecular function: cysteine-type deubiquitinase activity. Gene Ontology annotation, cellular component: cytoplasm. NCBI's taxonomy places the organism in Eukaryota, Metazoa, Chordata, Mammalia, Eulipotyphla, Soricidae. Gene Ontology annotation, biological process: protein deubiquitination. Bases 170 to 2170 code for a protein of 666 amino acids. The transcript is spliced from 14 exons. The record is from RefSeq and is a predicted model, not a curated record.